Messenger RNA from Panicum hallii, 624 nucleotides. RefSeq lists its product as uncharacterized. The record is from RefSeq and is a predicted model, not a curated record. The coding region runs from base 75 to 473 and encodes 132 amino acids. NCBI's taxonomy places the organism in Eukaryota, Viridiplantae, Streptophyta, Magnoliopsida, Poales, Poaceae. The transcript has a single exon.
UACAGGCUCCGUCCCGAAUCCCGAUCACCUUUUAUAGUUUGAAGAAGAAGAAAGAGGCGGCGGCGAGAUCAACCAUGGAGGAGAGCACCAACGCGCCUGCCGGCGCCGGAAACUGCCCGCCGCUCGGCACCCUGCCGGUGCUCGUGUACGACCACGGGCGGGGCCCCAACAACCGGCAGACGGCGUUCGCCAUCGGCGACGAGAGCCUCCACACGAGCGUCGUGCCGGAGCUGGCGAACAACUACUACCACGCGACCCCGCACGGCUGGGUCCUCCUCGUGGCGCCAGGGCCGUCGCCGUGCACCCGCCUGUGGGAUCCCCGCUCCGGGCAUGGAGCGCGGGCUGCCCGAGGACUGAGAGUGCUGUCUAUCCGACGCGCCCACCGCGCCAUCGUGCAUCGUGCUCGUGCUGGACAUAAAGAAGCCCAGGUUCCUGUACUGCCGCGUCGGCGACAGCCUCUGGUCGGUGCAUGAGUACGACAUCGGCGACGAGAAGCUGCCACCCGAAUACGCGCCGCCAAGAAAGCUCGUCAGCCAGCAGACGGCGGCGGUGGACGGGAAGUUCUAUUUCGGAGAGACCGGAAAGCUGGGGUCAUCGAUUUCUCGCCGGCAACGCCGGAGUUCA